Tachysurus vachellii is the source of this 1210-nucleotide messenger RNA. RefSeq lists its product as uncharacterized. Lineage: Eukaryota; Metazoa; Chordata; Actinopteri; Siluriformes; Bagridae. The transcript is spliced from 2 exons. Bases 515 to 1210 code for a protein of 231 amino acids. The record is from RefSeq and is a predicted model, not a curated record.
AAACUCCUCAGACCUGGAUGAGAAUGAGCAAAAACUUCUUUAUUGCAGUCAGUCAAUCAUCCAUUCCAUUGAACUCAAGGCAAACAAAAAUCACUAAGUCAAAAAAGAACAAAUGAAAAACCCAAAAGAGCAUUCACAGGUAACCUAAAAUAACUCCUUUGCAAAACAAAGUAUCAAAAGAAUAAAAGAGCUGCAGCAUCAAGAGAUGGCCUAGCCGUCCAAACGAGCUACUCUCCUCACGAAAAGAACUGUCCUCUCCAGUGAGAUUUCACCUCAAUAUAUACCCUGGCGCCUCUAGGCGCCUCCUCUUGUAAUCUGCAUACUCUCUGGCAAUUUCCCAUUAUUUCUCAAAGUUGUCUCUGAAGCCCCACCUGGUCAUUUACAUGCUUCUUCUGAAAUCCCCUUAUUUCCCCGAAAUUACCUCAUACGCCUCCUUAGUGACCUAAUAUCCUGUUUUUUUGAAUUCCCCUUAUUUCCCAGAAUCAUCAGCUGAUGCUUACUCAUACGCCCAUGUAUGGGUUUUCCUCUUUUCUUAGUUUCCUAUUAUUUUCGGCCUUUUUCGUCACUGUUAUUAAAAAAUAUGCUCAAGAGAGCUCUGCUUCCUAGUUGGUAUCACAUUUGUCGUUCAGCCUUUCACGACGGACGCUUCGUGGAUUACUCCUCUGUUUCAGCUACAAUGAGUUCUCAACCUCAGGGUCAGCCAAUUCGUCCUGGUCACACCAUCUGGAUUUCUCGGUCUACUCCCUAUAGGAGGCCAAUUCCUGCUGAAGUGUUAACCACUUUCCGUCACUAUCACCUGAGUCAUCUGUCUCAUGAGCUUUGCUCCUUCCUGGAACGACUGUGUUCUCCUACACUUCCUGAGCAACCUCUCACGCCUUUUCACAUUGUGCAAACGCCUAUGACUCGGUCUUUCUCGACUCAGACACUCCUGCUUCCUGUCCUGGUGGACCAAAGGACACAAACAGAUGGUUGUCCUCAUGCUGAACCUUGCUGCCCUGGGCUGACCUCUCCUGCCUCCCCUCCUCGUGUCUCAUCUCCUCCUUUCGCCUAUAUACGCCCUCUCUCUCCUACUUGGGCCUCUUCCCCUUCUAAUUCUGAACCUGGUUCCCCAGGCUUUGUCCCUUCUUCUCCCUCUCCUAGGCCUGGAUCUCCAGACUACACUCCUACUUCCCCCAGGCCUGAUAGCUCUGGGUCUCACUAUUAUUAUUAA